AUGGAGGCCGCCAGCCAGGCCCCGGCCAGCGCGGCUGAAGAGCAGAGCCCAGCCAGGCUUAGGGCCAGUGGUCCCAGUCGUCCACAAGUGGCGACUGGGCCUGGUAAGCCUGGUAAGGCAUCAACGAGGCUUCUCGGCGCACCAGCGCCCACUGGCAAGACGAGCCCGAGCUCAACCAGGCCCACCAGCGGCUCGCGUCCUUUGCAGGCGGGAACCAGAUCCGCCGACCAGGCAUCUACGUCAAUCUGCACAGCGGCACCUACUAACAAAACAAACCUGAGCUCAACCAGGCCUCGCAGUGGCCCCAUUCUUGCACGAGGUGGUCCUGCAGACCAGUUGGAAGGCAGAAGGGUGUUGCCAAGAGCGGUGCGGAGCUCCAGGUACGACGACAAAAAGCAGCUGGAGGCUUUUAACCUCUUGCAGCUCAAAGGAAUGCAUCAAGCCCUUGUUGAGUAUGCUGACGGUAAGUUGGCCCCGUCCAACUUGGCUCGGUUCAUCAUUGGGGCACUCUUCGACAGCGAGUUCCGUGGCGGGAAGCGCUGGGAUGUUAACGGGGCGACCGCAGAACCUGCAGACAAGGGUGCCGACAUGUUCGUCUGUGAAAAAAGCGCCGAGUAUGACUGGAAAGAUAUCUGCUCUGUGGCAUCUGCCAAAGCUCGAAUCCAUGUGACGCCGGAGCUGAUUAGUAUUCAUGAGUACUCCUACUAUGUGGCUGGGUGA
This is a messenger RNA of Symbiodinium sp. CCMP2456, 720 nucleotides long. The record is from the annotation of a GenBank genome assembly. NCBI's taxonomy places the organism in Eukaryota, Dinophyceae, Suessiales, Symbiodiniaceae.